Molecule: messenger RNA, 1404 nt
Organism: Chlorella variabilis
Lineage: Eukaryota; Viridiplantae; Chlorophyta; Trebouxiophyceae; Chlorellales; Chlorellaceae
Exons: 6
Coding region: 1-1404 (467 amino acids)
Cellular component (GO): nucleolus
Source: RefSeq, a predicted model, not a curated record
AUGGUGAAAGCCAAGCGCGACAAGGCUCCCAAGGACACCCGCAAGCCCAAGCACUCGGGCGAUGCCAACCGCGCCAACAAGCAGAGCAAGAAUGGCCUGCGCGACGCGUCCACGGCACGUGGGGGCUGCCAUGGGGGGCUGCCUGUGGCAGCGGCACGUGCGGUGCGGCGCCUGGAGAUGUACAAGAGCCGCGCCAAGCGGGACAAGAAGGGGCGCAUCAUCUCUCGCGAGUUCCAGUCCAAGGAGCUGCCCAGCACCCGCAUCCAGCCCGACCGCCGCUGGUUUGGCAACACGCGCGUGAUUGGGCAGAAGCAGCUGGAGGCGUUCCGAGAGGAGAUGGGGGCCAAGGUGGCCGACCCGUAUGCGGUGUGCAGCGUGGCCCCCAUCCCCGGCGAGACCAAGGUGUGGCAGUACAUCACCCUCAUGAAGCGCAUCUUCCUCAUCGACUGCCCGGGCGUGGUGUACAACAAGACCGACGACAGCCAGUCGGACAUUGUGCUCAAGGGCGUGGUGCGGGUGGAGAACCUGGAGGAUGCCACGGAGCAUGUGGGCCCCGUGCUGGAGCGGGUGAAGCCCGAGUACCUGCGCCGCGCCUACAAGGCGGCGUCCUGGAGCGGCGUGGAGGACUUCCUGGGGCAGGUGGCGCGACAGACAGGCAAGCUGGGCAAGGGCGGCGAGCCCGACCUCAACACCGCCGCGCGCAUGGUGCUGUACGACUGGCAGCGCGGCAAGAUCCCCUUCUUCACGCUGCCGCCGGGGCACACAGACGAGAAGCCCGGCAGGGGCGGCGACGCCGACGGCGACGCGGCGGCGGCGGCUGCUGCUGCUGCUGAGGGCGGCCAGGCAGCGCCGCUGGCGGCGGAGGCGGUGACCGAGGAGGAUGCCAAGGCGGCGGUGGACGGCGACCCGGAGAAGGCGGCGGCGGCGGCGCGCGCGCUGGCGGCCGACGCGGCGGCGGCCGCCGCCAAGCAGCGGCGGCUGGCCAUCCCCGUGCAGCAGGGCUUCUUCACGCCUGCAGACGCGGGGGAGGAGGAGGAGGGGGAGGAGGAGGGGGCCGGCUACGAGUCGGAUGUGAUCAGCAGCGGCAGCGAGGAGGAGGAGGAGGAGGAGGAGGAGGAGGGCAGCCCCCGGGGCCCCGGCGACAGCGCCAGCAGCGGCGAGGGGGAGAGCGGGGACGAAGAGGAUGGCGACGGCAGCAGCGAGCAGGCAUCGGGCAGCGGCAGCAGCGAGGAUGAGGAUGAUGAGGAUGAGGAUGAUGCGGGGUACGAUGACCAGGAGCUGAGCUGGGAGGCGGUCAUGGCGGUCAUGCAGGGCGGCGCGCCAGCGCAGGAGGACGAGGACGGCGGCGAGGGCGCCGCCGCGGCGGCGGUGGCAGGCAGCAAGCGCAAGCGGAAACAGCGGUGA